AAAAGAUGCUGCUAUCAUCAACACGAGAAUGCCAUACCCGGGGUCAGUCAUACUGCGAAGCAUAAUCGCGCAGCUGUCGGUUGAUCUCAAGCGAUUGUACGGAAAAGGCUGCAAGGAACUCCAUAAAAAGGUAAAUGUGAGAAGGAAAGAGUAAGGGAUGCCGGAGUGGCGAUGUUGGACAUAGACAAUGAAUGACUGAGAGUGAAGGUAUUCUGUGGCGAAAUGGGGAGAAAGAAAGAGAGAAAAAAGAGAGGGGGGAACAACAUAUGUACAUGUACAUACAAGGGACACAAGGUUCAAGGUUACAAGGUUCUAUUCCGCUAACUCGAACCUUACACACGGCAACUUUAAAACAGCUCAAGAAACAACUGGUCAAAGGGCUCUUGCCGGCUGGGACAUGCAUUGACAUUCGUGGCGACGUCUCUGCGGUCGAGAACUUUUACCGUCUGAACCCGCUGACCAAGAACCCUCGGAAGUUAAUGGCGUGUACGCCUUCCGCGCAGCCGUUCGUCGCGUUCACGGAACUGGAAUUGAUUUCAAUCUUUUGGAAGAGCGACACACUCAAGGCGAAGCUGCAGAGUCUUCAUGGAGCCAAGGACUAUCGUCCUGCGUUGUCUGACAUGUCGUACUGGCUGGCCAACCAAGCACCAGGCUACCUCCUCACGACACUCAUCACCGACGUAGGACUGGGUCAUAAAAAGCGUCGCAUGCCCGGAAUCAGCAAAUCAUUCAACAACCUCGCGACACCUUCACUUGCAGAGAUCAAAGAGCACCUGAGAAUCAUUCAGAACGAGGAUUUCGACCCCCGCACUUAUAAGGAACGCGGUUACGUUAUUCGCGGAUCUAUUCGGACCGAUGGCUUUCGUCUCCAGUUAACGGCAUUCAAGCUGAAGGAGCUUCUCUCGGUUCGGUACAGGCGGCAUCCCACGGACAUAUUGCCUUCUCGGAUUACGUCCACUGUGGGUGGAGUCGACUAUUACCUAACUGAGGUUCGGAACGUUGUCAAGACGAAGCAGGAUGUCGCAGUUCUUUGGGACUGUGAACCAGAGAAAAUCAAGAUAUUAGGUCUCGAUCUUGGUCAAGCGUUUGUGGUUGGAGCGAGCGCUCUAUUGCCUGAGAAGACCUUAGAUGACAUGAAAAAAUCCGUCAGCCUCGAAAAUGGAAAGCCACGCAACGACAGUUAUAAUCCAGAGCAAGCAUGUGUUACAGGAGCGAGUAUGCCGAGAUCCAAGGAGAGCUUCCAUCAACAGAACAGUGCCGUCGGUACCGAACAACCUGACAAUGACAAUGACACCGAGGCUUCCGCCCGCAGCUCCCAGGUCUUUUACAACCUAGCUGUAAAGCAGAAGGCCGUAUACCAACCAACAUUCAAGUUUCGACGUUGGUUAGAAGAACGCAAACGGUCGAUCCCGCUAGGCGCAGCAAAAUCUAUCAGCAACAUCGAAAGCGAGCUACCAGCCCUUCGCGGAAAGGAUGCCAGCGUUGAAAAGUACGUUGCGGGAUUAGCAGGCGUCAAGGAGCAGCUCGACGAGUUCUACAACAAAAGCGCCACAUUCAAAAAGCACCAGUGGGAUGCCAGAAAAGCUAGAGAGGCAGAAUUCGACAUCAUCGCAGAUCGCCUGCUCAAUAUGGUUGGAGGAUCGCUUGGUAGACAGCGAGAUGAAGAGGACAAGGUUGUAAUCGGCAUUGGUCUAGGCAAGUUUUCAUCCACGGGACGACUUUCCUCGUUACAUGAGUCCUUCCAGUCGUACUUUGUUCAAAGGGGCGCUCGGGUAUAUUGUCGUGGGCGUCAAUGAGUACUACACGUCAAAGAAGUGUCCGAUGUGCGAGGAGUUUGUCGGCCAGGUUCAAAUACGUCGGCUGUAUUGCAAGACUUGCAAGACAUACAUGCACCGCGAUAUCAUGGCGGGCCACAAUAUUUGCAACGU
Molecule: messenger RNA, 1928 nt
Organism: Gamsiella multidivaricata
Lineage: Eukaryota; Fungi; Mortierellomycota; Mortierellomycetes; Mortierellales; Mortierellaceae
Exons: 2
Coding region: 192-1796 (534 amino acids)
Source: RefSeq, a predicted model, not a curated record